Triticum aestivum (bread wheat) is the source of this 1822-nucleotide messenger RNA. Its product is annotated as F-box protein At1g60400-like. The transcript has 3 exons. Gene Ontology annotation, molecular function: protein binding. The coding region runs from base 32 to 1495 and encodes 487 amino acids. The record is from RefSeq and is a predicted model, not a curated record. NCBI's taxonomy places the organism in Eukaryota, Viridiplantae, Streptophyta, Magnoliopsida, Poales, Poaceae.
UACCCCCACCACCAAGCCAAGCGCGGCAUCCAUGGAUGCGCUGCCGCCACCGUCGUGGCCGGCGCACGCCCCCAAGAAGCGCAUGUUCGAGCGGGCGGGCGACCAAGAAUCACCACCGGGGAGCGGCAGCAUCGGCCUCGAUCUCAUCGGCGCCCUCCCCGACGCCGUCCUCUGCACCAUCAUCUCGCUGCUCCCCACCAAGAACGGCGCCCGCACGCAGGCCGUCGCCCGCCGGUGGCGACCCCUGUGGCGCUCGGCGCCCCUCAACCUCGUCGCCGACCGUGACCUCUCCGGCAAUAAGCGUAAACGCGUCGCCUACGUCUCCAAGAUCCUCGCCAAGCACCCUGGCCCAGCCCUCCGCCUCGACCUCCCCUCCAUCCACCAAAGCCUCUACGGCAAGGUCAACCGCUGGCUUCGUUCCCAGGCCCUUACCGACCUCCAGGAGCUCCACCUCGACUAUGACGGCGAAGAGUACAUGAUAUUCCCGCUGCCGUUGUCCGCGCUCCGCUUUGCGCCGACGCUCGGCGUCACCAGCUUCAGCUGCUGCAGUUUCCCCGACUUAUCCACGCAGUUUUUGAAUUUUCCGCACCUCAAGCAGCUCAGCAUGUACAUGGUCACCAUCUCGGACUUGCCUGCGCCGUCUCUGCAUUUUCCGCUGCUCAAGCAGCUCACCAUGCGUGGAGUCACCAUCUCGGGGGAGGCUCUCCACAGCAUGCUCUCUCGCUGCCUUUCAUUGGAAAGCCUUUUACUGGAUUUUAACAUUGGCAUUGCUCGCAUAUGCAUCAGCUCUCCCACUCUCAGGAGCAUCAGCUUCCUAGGGACUUUCUUUUUCAAAGAGCUGGUCAUCGAGGACACCCCUUGCCUUGAGAGGCUGCUGCCACCCACGCCAGACCAUUGUAUGGGGACUGUCCGGGUAAUCCGAGCACCUAAGCUGCAGGUAUUUGGUUUGGUGUCAAAGGGCAUAUCCAAACUCCACAUUGGAACCACGGUUUUUCAGGAAAUGAUUGCCAUCAGCGUGACAACCGCAAUGCGCACCGUGAAGGUUUUGGUUAUCGAAUCUGUUGGCCCUAAUUUUGAUGCGGUAAUUGGCUUCCUCAAGUGCUUCCCUUGCUUGGAGAGGCUGUAUGUCAUUUCGCGCCAAUGCAAUGAGAUGAAAAAUGUGCUAAAAUAUGACCCACUGGAUCCAAUUGAAUGCCUCGAACUCCAUCUCAAAAGAGUGGCGCCGGAGAACUACUUUGGCAACAUGGCAGAUGUUGACUUCGCCAAAUUUUUCGUUUUGAAUGCGAAAGUGCUAGAACAAAUGAACUUCGCAGUACCUACUUGCCACCGCAACGACAAAUGGAGGUCUGACCAACACAAGCUGUUACAAGUGGACAACAGAGCUUCUUCGGAUGCUCGAUUUGAAUUCACAAGUGGUUAUGGGUAUAAUGGCAUCGAUGACAAGCAUACCCAUGAUUUAUCAAUGGCCGACCCCUUUGGGAGAACCUUGCUUUGAUGCUGCUUGCAAAUUCGGCGCCUUUCAGAAAUGGCCCUUUUUGUAGUUCAAAGUAACCCUUCACCUCUAAUUCUCUGUUCCGUUGUGCCUGAAUGUUAUUUAGUAUCUUUUCUGUUGUAAGAUGUAAGCUGUUUGCACCAUCAGCUUUUGUACUGGCCUUAGAAGGGAGGAGCUAUAAUAUUUGAAUAUUUCAGAAGUUAUAUUUUCUGUUUUGUUGUGCUUGAAUGUUAGUAUUUGACAUAUUUUCUGUAUAGGUGCAGUGGUUUUUUCUUUCCUGUUUGAUGUCACGUUGUAAUAUAUUUACACUAGUUUAACUAGUGGUUGCUA